This is a messenger RNA of Filobasidium floriforme, 626 nucleotides long. RefSeq names its product ribosomal protein L21e-domain-containing protein. Gene Ontology annotation, cellular component: ribosome; cytosolic large ribosomal subunit. Lineage: Eukaryota; Fungi; Basidiomycota; Tremellomycetes; Filobasidiales; Filobasidiaceae. The record is from RefSeq and is a predicted model, not a curated record. The coding region runs from base 107 to 589 and encodes 160 amino acids. Gene Ontology annotation, biological process: translation. The transcript has 4 exons. Gene Ontology annotation, molecular function: structural constituent of ribosome.
CCUCCGAUCUAGAUCGUUCCCAGUUGGCGGAGUACGUCUUUACUGACAAUCGACCUUCCCUUUCUCUCACGACUACCAUAGUAUAAGGACCGAAUAACCUUUCAAAAUGCCUCACUCUUUCGGUAUCAGGGCGCGAACGCGUCACAUGUUCAAGAAGGGCUUCAAGGAGCAUGGUGCCCCCAAGAUGGCCACCUACUUGUCGACCUACCGAAUCGGUGACAUUGUUGACAUCAAGGCCAACGCCGCUGAGCAGAAGGGUAUGCCCCACAAGUUCUACCACGGAAAGACCGGUAUCGUCUACAACGUCUCCCCCCGAGGAGUCGGUGUCAUCUGCUACAAGGUCGUCAACGGUCGAUACAUGGAGAAGCGUGUCAACUUGAGGGUCGAGCACGUCAAGCACUCCAAGUGCAGGCAGGAGUUCUUGGACCGGGUUGUCAGCAACGCCGCCAAGAAGAAGGAGGCCAAGGCCAAGGGAGAGUUCGUCCAGCUCAAGCGUCUCCCUGCCCAGCCCCGAGAGGCCCACACCGUCUCCACCUCGGACAACGCCCCCCAGACCCUCUACCCCCUUCCUUACGAGACCACCAUCUAAGCGAGAGCAAAUGUUUUUCGUUUCUUUGUGGGCUGGU